AUGUUGUCUGAAGUUUUGUCACGCCUGACGGCUUCUCUCGAAGACUUGAGUCCAUGGAAAAGUCUGGCUUGUUCAGUUGGACUCUUAUUAAUAUUUCUCUCCAUUUUCCAAUAUGCGGUCGCUGCCGCUCGCUUCCCUUUAUAUGUCGAUGCACCAGGUCAAGAGAAAAAGCCCCCGCUCGUGCCACACAUCGCUCCAUUUCUGGGUACCUUGCCUUUGACGUUCCUAUGGAAUCCAAUGCAAUUUGUCAUCUCGUCAAAAACGCUUUUUUGGAGUCCUCAUCCAGUCCGAGUAAAGUUCAUGGGCCUAGAAUGCUAUAUCGUAUCAGGCGCCGCAAACAUCAAGUCUCUUUUCAAAGCCCCCUCGGUAACUGCCUUUGGCUUCCAUGGAUCUUUCCUUCGAAAGGCAUUCGGAAUGUCCGAAAAAGCAGCAGUACGAUAUAGUGAAGAUGACUCGGGUGAAAACCCAGAGCCUGCACCAAAUAGCAACGUGGAACCCAAGAACCGUAUGAAUUAUUUGACCCAUGAGUUCUUCAAGCGGUUCUUGAGUGGGCCUACCCUUCAGACUCUAGAGAAAGGACUAGAGAACCAUCUCACGAGGCAUCUCCUGUCUCUUAAUGUGGCCACGGACAGCGGAUGGACCCACAUACACGACUUUAUGAGUAUUUUCAAAAAUCAAGUUACCUCUGCUGUGGUGGACACUAUAUGUGGACCAAACCUGAUCAGACAAAACCCUGGGUUUCCAGAUGAUCUUUGGACUGUCGAUUGCGGAGUUGGAAAGCUUAUGAGUGGGUUGCCCUCCUUUCUGGUUUCCAAGCCUCGAAGUUGUCGAGCGCGUGCAAUCCAAUCAAUCAAACGCUGGCGCGCUUGGGCAGAGGAAAACUCCGACCCUGCACAAGUCGGUCCUGGUGGUGAAAGUCCCUAUUGGGGAACGGAGAUGUUCCACUCGUUAUUGGAGAUAUACAGUAAUAUGGAUGGAUUUGACGAUGAGAGUGUUGCAACUGAGGUUUUGGCAUUUAUUUGGGCCACUACUACAAAUUCGGUUCCUUCAGCUUUCUGGGCAUGCAUGGAUGUGUUUCGUGAUCCUGAAUUGCUUGCACAAGUUCGAAGUGAAGUUGAAUCCUGCUUGAUUAGACAAAGAUCACCAACAGAUGAGAUCCGGUUCGAUACUGAGCGCCUGACUCGCCUGCCUACAUUGCAAGCUGUGUUUGCAGAAACUCUCCGUUUGCGAGUUCACGGCUUUCUUAUGCGCUUCCCAUCAAAGGAGAAUGUGAUCAUCAAUCAUGACUGGAGCAUUCCAAGGGAUAGUAUGAUCUUGAUGAGUUCAACUCCUGGCCAUAUGAACCCGGAAGUCUGGGCCAGCGGAUCGUGCGAAUCUCAUCCUGUUGAUCAGUUCCAUCCCGGACGUUUUUUGCAAUACUCCGAAAAGACUAAUUCACUGACAUUCUCCAUGGCUAGGGCUAAAGGCCAUUGGACACCUUUUGGUGGAGGUCACCACCCUUGUCCAGGUCGACACUUUUCCAGGCUGGAGAUUUUGUUGACCAUUGCUCUGCUCGUAACGAGCUACGACUGUGAGAUACUCGCGAGUGAGAAGAGCAUGGCCAUGAGUUCCCAAAACUUUGGAUUUGGAGUAUUAGAUCCAUGUGGUGAGAUCCCAGUCAGGAUCCGUCGCCGGAGUAUGGUAUAG
This is a messenger RNA of Penicillium pulvis, 1686 nucleotides long. RefSeq names its product cytochrome P450. NCBI's taxonomy places the organism in Eukaryota, Fungi, Ascomycota, Eurotiomycetes, Eurotiales, Aspergillaceae. The record is from RefSeq and is a predicted model, not a curated record. The transcript has 3 exons. Gene Ontology annotation, molecular function: oxidoreductase activity, acting on paired donors, with incorporation or reduction of molecular oxygen; iron ion binding; steroid hydroxylase activity. Bases 1 to 1686 code for a protein of 561 amino acids.